This is a messenger RNA of Aspergillus affinis, 2124 nucleotides long. Its product is annotated as Zn(II)2Cys6 transcription factor. The coding region runs from base 1 to 2124 and encodes 707 amino acids. The transcript has 8 exons. Lineage: Eukaryota; Fungi; Ascomycota; Eurotiomycetes; Eurotiales; Aspergillaceae. Gene Ontology annotation, cellular component: nucleus. Gene Ontology annotation, biological process: positive regulation of transcription by RNA polymerase II; DNA-templated transcription. The record is from RefSeq and is a predicted model, not a curated record. Gene Ontology annotation, molecular function: DNA-binding transcription factor activity, RNA polymerase II-specific; zinc ion binding; sequence-specific DNA binding.
AUGGCAACCGAGGUGCCAAUCGAAUCUCGUAAAUUACGACGCACUACUAACGCAUGUGUGGCAUGCCGGCAAAGCAAGAUCAAAUGCUCGGGAGACGAUCCGUGUGCCAACUGCCAGCGUCGUGCCCUGAAUUGUCACUUUGUCGAAGGAGGCAACAAAGUUACGGUGGCCCAGAAAUAUCUCCAGGAACUACAGCGACAGGUGCGAGAGAAACCGCAAUCGUCGCUGGGAACGAAACGCACCGUCGACGUGGCGUUCGGACCGGAGGCUCGGGCGGCGACCGUGUCCCCCCGCACCGAUGAGUUGCCUCCGUAUCCAACCAUUGAUAACGGCCGCAGCGUGUGGAUCAGCCCAUUUACGCUGCCCUCGAGAACAAUCAAGAACUCUUACAAGAACAAACGAAACUGGAUCUGGUUGGCCCCGACGUCAGUAUGGUCGUUCACCGCACGACUCUCGGUUAUGAUGACCGAGAAGCUCCAUAUGCCGUCGCCCUACACGGUUCCGAACUCCCUGGACUGCGAUGUGUAUCCGCUACGGUGGAGGCCGGCUGCGUUCGAUGACCCGCCGGACAUCACCGGCCUGCCGUCCAUUGACCACGCGCUGUAUCUCUUCAACACCGUUAAAUUCCAUCUCCACCAGAACUAUCGUUUCUUCGACGAGGAGACGUUUCUAGCCCACGUGCAUGAAUUCUACUUUGGAGCCGCUGCCCAGAAGGCCGCUGAAUGUCGUCUCUGGUUUGUCCAAUUCCUUCUGGUGCUGGCCUUUGGUAACGCUUUUCUGCAAUCGCGGGCGACGCAGGAUCCUCCGGGUUCGAAAUUCUUCGUCCGAGCCAUGUCGCUGAUUCCCGACCACGCAUCGCUCUGGAAGGAUAGCCUGCUGGCAACGGAGGUCCUGGCGCUAGCCGGCUUGUACUUGUAUUGCAUUGACCACCGGGAAUCGGCACACGUCUACGUAGGUCAGGCCAUCCGCAUCGCUCAAAUGGAUGGUUUACAUACAGAGUUGCCCGAAGACGAACUGGGCGUGGAGACGGUGGCGCGUUGUCGUAACCUUUGGUGGACGCUGUACGUGAUGGACCGGCAUUUUUCGUCAUCAGUUGGGCUACCUAUGACCACGCAUGAUGACGAUAUUACCACCGUCAUUGAUCCGCCCAGUACCUGCUCCCAGCGGGAUGCCACUCUCAGUCUCCAUGUGAAGCUGUCGCAUCUUCUUUCCUUUAUUCUCACUACCAUAUACAAGAACGAAACGACCGCUCUCGGCACUUUCCUUGAAAAGACGAGAUCCAUCCUGCAAACUAUGGCUGGACACGCCCAGGAGAUCGAAAAUAUCAUUCACCUCAAAUUUCAAAACUCGGUCGAUACAAUGCCUAGAGGUACGCGGCAUAUCACUCUGCUGUAUCAUCAGCGUGCCCCCGUUGAUAUGUGCAGAGCCUCGUCGGCUGAUGAAGAUCUACAGUGCGUGAUUUUCGCCACGCGACCGUUGUUGCUAUCCGUAUUAAAGGAACGACUGGACAAGCUUGGUCAUGAGGAAGAAAAUUGGGAGAGUUUCCUGGCCCCGACAAAGACCUUGAUCUCGACCGGAAUCAAGUCCGCGGCGAAGACGCUGCAAAUACUGUCGGACGAGGACAGCCUUCUGGAGUAUACCUACGGGGCUGCUAUCCUAUUGCUGAUGGCUACGACCCUUUUCCCGCACGCUACGGAGGGCCAGAGUUACACCGCGGAGGCGCACGCGAUUCUAGAUGAGAUGAUCUACAAAGGAAAUCGACUGGCAGUAACACGCAAGACCGAGUUGACCCAUCUGGAAGGCCUGUUCUGCGAGCUGGGUGCGCGCAUUGAGCGGCGUGGUCUCCAGACGCUGACGCUUCUAAGUCCCGACCAGGACGUGGGCGACCUCACGCACGAGCCGGAGGAAGAUACGACACUGACCGGCCCGGCCACCAUGACGCCGUCGAUGAUCGGAGAUCCCGGUUGUUCACCCUCGGCGCUGCCGCCGAUUACCAGCAAUCUAGAAUUUCUGGAGAACAUCGGCAUCUCCUCCGACGAGUUUCUCUCAAUCGUCAAUCAGAUCGGGAAUCCCGUUAGCCACAGUAUUCUGGACCCGGGUCAGAUGCGAAAGUCCGCAUUCUGA